Molecule: messenger RNA, 1491 nt
Organism: Magnolia sinica
Lineage: Eukaryota; Viridiplantae; Streptophyta; Magnoliopsida; Magnoliales; Magnoliaceae
Exons: 6
Coding region: 559-1356 (265 amino acids)
Biological process (GO): multicellular organism development
Source: RefSeq, a predicted model, not a curated record
GAGAAAACGGGCACGUGUCGGUCACCAGGAAGAAGGCUCGAUUCAUGAGUAUAUAAACCGGGAGCCGCGGUAGCCGGGGGGAUAUCUGAUUUCAUCGGCAGCCAGCGGCGAUUUCGGAGGAGAAAAUCAACAGAUAUUACAAUGAACGGCCACUGGGAUCGGACGGCAGAGAACAGAAGCCCAUAAGAUAGAUCGGACGACGGAAAGAAUGUCUAGGUGUCCGUACGAAAGCAGUGAGAUGAGAUUUUAUCUUCGGAGUUUAACUGUGCAGGUGUAAGCAGAAGAAGCAGAAAAAAAGGAAAAGAGCGAAAAAUAUAAAAAGAAAAAGAAAAAAAGAAAAACCGCCUUGGAAACAAGCGAAACCCGCGCGCGUCUAUAUUUCCGUGCUCGGGUUUUAAUCUCCAAAAAGAAAAAAAAAGGAUUUUUGGAAAAAUAAAAAUAAAAAAGAAAUUGAAAAAGCCCGGAAUUUGCCGUUCCAUAAAGGGCGAAACCGAAGCCGCUGUUUUUCCAAAAGUAGAGACAGAAAAGCGCACCCCCGGCGUAAAGUAGCAUGCGGCCAUGUCUUGGAAGCGCCGCAGUUGCAGCCACGAGCUUGUAGAAGAACCUGACGACGAAGACGAAGACGACAACGACGAGUGGCUGGAGCUCGGGCUCGGGACUGGGAACUCGAGGACGAGUCCGAGUCCGAGUCCGAGUCAACCUAGACCUGACUCGCUCCCGAGCCGGGGUCCUGACCUGGGGUUGGAGCUAGGGUUAGGGUUUGGGGAUGAUGAUGAUGAUGGAGGUGGUGUCAGGAGGAGUGGAGCAGGUUUGUGUCUGGCGCCACCAGCGCACUUUAAUCAUGGCCAUCAUCACCAUCACAUGGUGCUGGGGCAACAUGGGUCAUGCUCGGCAUCAUUGCCAUCAUCAUCAUUACCAUCAUCGCCAUGGCACAUGGAUUUGGCUGGCCCUUUCAACGGGGAGGUGGUCCCGCGGACCGGGAGUGGUCCGUGCGGGCGGAGACCGGGAAGUGGGGUCUGGUUCUGCCUCCGUACCUCCGAUAGCCGGAGAUUGGGGGGUGAAGCAUUACCACAAAUACCCAAGGCUUAUAUUAGAGUGAAAGAUGAAAACGUGACGAUUUUCAUGGUCAAGACAUAUCUGAUUAGAAAGCUCGGUCUCACGAGCGAGGCUGAGAUUGAUAUUUCAUGUAUGGGGCGGAAGCUAUCGCAUUCACAAACUCUAAAGCAUGUGCGAGAUGCUGUGUGGCUCCCCGGAGUGAUCGAAUUGUUAAACAGAACAUCGUCAACAGAAAACGAUCAUGUGUCGCUGGAUCAGUUGAUGUCUUUGUGUUACGAAAGGCGUUACUUCUUCGGCUAACAUUUUUUUUUUUUCCUUUCCAUAUAUUUUUUUUUCUUUUUCAAAGUUCAGUAUGGUAUUUUCAUUUUCAAUCUUCUUGAUGCCAUCGAUCAAUGUUCAUUUUCAAUAUAUUUUGGCUGAAAUCAGGAUGGGUUA